GGUCUCCUUUCGGGCACUGAUGUAAUUACUUGUCAUCGACCUUGCAUUGACCACCACAUUCUAAGUCGUGCAAGGUGUCGAGCUCGUCAUCGACCAAUAUGGAGGCCAUUCUAUCCAAGCUUAAGGCCAAAGCAGAUAUUGCUCCAGAUAAUGCUUUACUUCGAGACACCAUCUCAUUGUUAACAGACUUGCACCACAACGAAGCAAUUACUCAGCGCGUCACUUGGGACAGUCUUAUCCGGGAUUUCCAACGGCUACAGGAUCAAGGGCUAUGGGACAUAUCCGAAGAUAACGAAAAACUUUUGCAUACGCUGCGCAGUUUAUUGACUACUCGACCGUCCAAGGGAUCAGACCGUACACCCGCCACUGGCAAUAUAUUAGCACCUUCUCAUCCAGCGAGCAAAGAAUCUUUUUCAAUCAUUUAUCCUGAUUCUGAAUCUGCACCGUCCCCCCUCAUUCCGACAUCUGAUCCAAUAUUACUUCCCCUAGAGCUGGUAGAAAUUCUCAACCGCACAUACUUCCAUCACUUGCUUGCCACAGAUCCAAAGCGCGUUGUCCCUCCAGGAAAGUCCCUCAUUUCAAUGCUGUCUGGCUCACCCAAAGAAGGCGACGCUGCAAAACCUACAUUGCGCGACAAGGUUGAGGAUCUCGUGCAUAAAGCUUUCUGGGAUGAGGCUGUGGAAUCACUCUCAAAUCCAGAGCCUUCUUGCCAGCUACCGCGCAUUAAAUCGCUGUACCAAGACCUUCUCAUUGCACUGACACCUCUUCUCCCAUCUCAGAGUCCUGUCAUUACCACACUUUCCUCACCGUUACCUCCGACGUCUUCCCCACUAGAUUCAGCUGUCAUGCAUCUGCGUGAGGUUGUAACUUCUCUGCGCAAGCGUUGCGCGCCAGUCCAGGACGAAGAACUCGAUGACCUUCUUCGUUCACUGGACGAACCUCCCCUCCGGUCAUCGCGUCCUAUCUCAUUAGCCAUGCUAGUGGUAGACACGGUAAAGUCCAUACUCAGGAUCUCGGACAUUAUGAGAGAACAGCUCUCCCAGUUCGUGUUGGGAAGCAUGACUGAGCAGCAGCUAAAGUCUAUGAUAUCUAAACAGGCAAAAACCAAAGAACGCAAAGACAUCUUGGAUAUUUGGAAGUGCUGGCGGAUAGAGUGUAUUUGGCCGGUAUGGCUUGGGGACUAUCAACCGUCUUUUCAGGUCAACGGCGUCGCUGCUGAGCCACAAUUCAAAUGGAUCAUGCGACUUGUACUGGCGCUAGGAUCAUCGACUCCCAUAUCCUGUCAAUUACCAACCAGAGAGCCACAAUCCCAUGAGAACUCCCUUCCACCGAUUUUUUUCUUCUCUACUCCCGCGCUACUCGAAAUUCAGAAUUACCUACAAGCACUCGUGAUAGCUGCUUCUCUACGCACCUUAAUUCGUGUGCCUCAAGGUGCACAAGGGAACGACGCGAUGAGCUUCAUGGAGCGGCUGUGGAUCCUUCUCAAUGCCGAAAUCAUAGAAGAACCAGGUUCAGGCGACACAAAGCUUGUGAAUCUUGCAGAUGAAGUCGUUCGUGCACGCCAGCUGGAUGGCGCCACGCUCUCUGGAGAGGAAGAGACCAGGCUUCGCGCGGCUGUUGCUCGCACACUCAACCAUAAUGAUCCUGUGUUUAUGCUACUACAGAAACGGAUACUGAAAGCGUUGGCUGAUGCACUCAGGCAUCAACGGUCGGAAUCUAAACAAGCUGGAGCGCAUACGGGACCACCCAGAAUGCAGACAGGGCAGCAUGGCAAGCGUACUGAGAAGCGAGCUCGGAUAGCGAUAGUCUUAAAUCCAGAAGAAUUUGAUGCGGCUCAUGAUGCAGAGACACCGGUGCAAGGUUUCGAAGAUGAGUACUUGAGGAAGGUUGCAGAAGAAGUGUUUGUAAAAGUAGAUGAGUGUGUCAGGUGGGUGGAAGGUGUUUGGCAGGAUGUACUUCAGUUAGGGGCUGUCGACCGUUCAAGUUGUCUGACUCGUCAGCUCCAAGUCAAGUCUUUGACCGUCGAGGAUUCAUCAGCUUCGAGGAGGGUGAAAUGA
Messenger RNA from Suillus fuscotomentosus, 2057 nucleotides. RefSeq lists its product as uncharacterized. The record is from RefSeq and is a predicted model, not a curated record. Lineage: Eukaryota; Fungi; Basidiomycota; Agaricomycetes; Boletales; Suillaceae. The coding region runs from base 99 to 2057 and encodes 652 amino acids. The transcript is spliced from 4 exons.